AUGGAACAAACUUUUGCGGAUGCUUUGGAGCGGACAGAUGAUAUUAUUGAGACUGUCCAGCAGCACCCCCCUCCCUUGAGACCCACGCCUAGUGGGGAGAAAUCUCUUCAUGAAAAGCUCUAUGACAUUUAUGUUGAGGAAUGUGGAAAAGAGCCGGAGGUAGAGGGUCUCAGAAGCAAUGUCAACUUGCUGGAGAAGCUGAUGAAGAAAGAGCCGUUGCCAUGUUUAGUGGUCAACCUGUACCCUGAAAAUCAGGGUUAUUCUCUCAUGCUCAAGGACAAAGAUGGAGUCCUUGUAGAGCCCUUUCCAGUGCCUUAUGUCGGAAAGAAACUGCUCGAAUAUUUGGAUGCCGAAGAGUUACCUUCUCUUCUGAUUGAUAUCCUGGAAAAGUCUCCUGUGAAUGUUUUUCACCAUGGCUGUGUCAUAGCAGAAAUCCGAGACUACAGACAGUGCAGAGACAACAUUUACCCUCCUGGGGAGCUUUGUGCAGAGCCCGCUGUGUCACCCGCUGAGUCUUCUGCUGAGUCUUCUGCUGCUUACCAAACACGGCAUGUUUUAUUGCGUCCCACGAUGCAGUCUCUAGUAAGUGAUGUGGAGUCCAUAACAAGUGAUAACCGUCAGUGGACUGAGGAAGAGAAACUUGAACUUGAGAGGCAACUGAUUUUAGCUACAGCAGAGCCACUGUGUCUGGACCCCUCUGUUGCUGUCACCUGUACAGCCAACAAACUGCUGUUUAAUGAGCAGAAGAUGAUGACAGACUCCAUGAGACACUGCUGCAUGAGUCAGGGGUGGCCCUACGUAGAACAGACCGAGGAGCGGUAUAUGCGUCCAACUCCCCCGAAUAUUGCAACAGUGAUGGCUUGGAGAAAACGAGCAGGCAUCAGACUAGGUGACCGGUAUGAUCCGAAUAUUACUGAAGCAGGAAAGUGUGUAGAAACGUGGAAGAAGAGAUCCUGUGGACUGGUGGCCCCAGCAGAAGUGGAUGUGGAUAAAUAUGCUGGAGGGGAGCCGUUUGUGCCCCGUUAUUACUCAGAAUCAGCAGCCUGCUCAACUUCUAAGAUAAAACAUGGUUAUGUGUUUGAGUGUGAAGGGGGCAGUCAGCCACGGGAAACAAAGACAAGUAUGACACAGACCUUUAGUGAGCCAUUUUUCUCUACUGAAGUAAAACCACCAAUAGAGGGCAGAUGUGAUAGCCAGAUGUAUCUUCCCCAAGUUGCAGAAACUAAAUGUUUGCCUGGUUCUCCAGCUGGAGACAAGAUUGAGUCUAGGAAGGUAAGACCCUUGGGUGUGCGCCAAGGGUCUGUCCGGAACAAGGCUGAGUGUCUAGGCAAAAUGCCGCAGGGGCCCACUGACUCCAUCUCUGUUUCCUCCCUAGGAAAGAAGGCUACAUCCCAUUUAGUGCCUUCUUCAAGCGUGGAGAGGAGAAUUAAGGCCCCAGCUCCACUGUUCACACAGCCUUCCACUUCAGGACAGGGUUCUUCAGCAGGCAAUCCUCCCCCUGUAGCAGUCAGAGGUAGGAAGCUUCCAAGACUCGCUCCUUUCCCCAUAUCAGCCAGCCUGGCUCCACAAACCUUUUGGGGAGUGAGCAGUAUUAACCCCCGUCCUCCAGCAGUUCAACCCUCUGUCAGCUUGUUAGAGAGUAGUCCAGCUCCCCAGGGCCCCAGCAGUGGCGCUGGCCAAAAUGUCAUCAGUUUGUUUGGCCAAGCACAGAGGGGCCCUGUUUUGAUGACCAGUUCAUCCCACAUGCUGAGCUUUCCCACGGGUGCCCCAACAUCUACAUCUACACCUACACCUACACCUACACCUACACCUACACCUACACAAACUUCUUGUACAGCCUUUCUGUCUCCAAGAAGUCAAAUGCCCAGCAUCCACUCCAGAACAUCACAUCACUCUGUGCAGACAUCUGUGAAAUUAAUUGUAAAAAAUAAUUCAGGUCCAGUAACUGUCAGACUUUCACCUGGCUCUGUCAUUUUGCACCCACAGUCACAAGCGCAGCAGCAGCAGCAGCAGCAGCAGCCGCAGCCGCUGCCGCCGCCGCCGUGGUUGCAGCCACAGCAACCACAGCAGCCGCAGCAUCAGCAGCCGCAGCAGCCACAGCUGUAUUCACAGCCAGAGCAGCAGCGAAAACCUUUGUAUGUCUUGAUUCCAAAACAGCAGCAGCCACCCAGGGCUCCUGUCCCUCCACAGCCAGUGCCACCAGCUUCUUCCCAGGGCUCCGGCAUUCAGCAAUGGGCACUGUCAGCUCAGCAAGCCCGCCUUUUUAAUUUUGCUGAGUCUGGGAGGGUUUGCCAGCCUCAGGCAACUGUGGUGUGUCAGGUAGGCUCCACCCAACAGAGUUCUGGGCAGAACCUUCCUUCACAGGGCUUCGAGUACCCUGCUGCCCGGCUAGAGCAGCUGCAUGCUAGGGGCCAGAAUGUGCGGCUGAGAUUUGUGCCAGGUAUAGUCACUAUGCCCAGGGCAGCCACUCAGCAUGGUCCUCAGAGACCCACAGGUGGCCAGUGCAGAGGUACAAAGAGGGGAGGUCCACCAACUGCCCCAGACUCUUAA
Molecule: messenger RNA, 2550 nt
Organism: Meriones unguiculatus (Mongolian gerbil)
Lineage: Eukaryota; Metazoa; Chordata; Mammalia; Rodentia; Muridae
Product: transcription factor SPT20 homolog
Exons: 1
Coding region: 1-2550 (849 amino acids)
Biological process (GO): regulation of transcription by RNA polymerase II
Cellular component (GO): SAGA complex
Molecular function (GO): transcription coregulator activity
Source: RefSeq, a predicted model, not a curated record